AAGAAAAUGAUGGAUGCCAAUGAUACCAAUAGCCCUGCCGAUCCUUCGUCUUCCAGCAUUAGGUAGCUCUGGGUAUCAUUCUAAAGAACAAGAACAAAAGCAGCAUUGCUUGCAUGGUUCAGGAGCUUUUGAAAAUUCAAAAGCAAGGGAUAAUAUACAGUAUACCCAUCGUCAAUCAUCAUCAUCCUGAUCACAAAGAAAAGAAAAAGACCACAAACAAACAUGCAGCAUCUUCUUAUAAGUUUGCUUUGCAGUUUCAGUUUUUGGACUGCGCUGGUCUCUGGCUUUGUUUCACUGAAUCCUUCCAAUUUUCUACUUCAUCAUCAUCAGCAUCAGCUGCAUCAGCGUCAGACAAGAUUGCCCUUUCCAGCUUUUUCUUCCUCGGAUCCAUCAUCGGCUUCUUCGUCAAAUGAGUCUUCAUCAGUCCACGAGUUAAAGACAAAUUUGCUGUCGGCAUUGACAGAACUGCGCGACUUGCAAGACCGAGAUGGCGAUUUUUCCGAUAUCGACUGGGGCACCAAAGGCGGCGAAUUGACGGAAACGGGACGAGUGCCCCAACAAGUCGAUUACAGUCUCAUUAGUAAGGAUGUGGGAAACGCCGCCGACAAGGUCAUGACCAUUUGCAAUCAACUCGCAGAGGUCAAUCCCACUGCCAUUCCCACACUGUACUUGGGCGACAAACAAAAGGGCGAUCAAGCACCACUCAAUGGACCGUGGAAAUUACUGUUUUGCAAUGCCGCCGAUGCCAUUUUUGCCAAGGAUUCCAAACGAGGUGCCGCGUCGGCACAAAAUGUCGUGAACGCCAAAAAGGGCAAAAUUACCAAUGUCAUUACGUUUGAUACGUUAGCGGAUGGAACCGAACCGACACUCAAACAACUCAAUAUCAUAAUCAAGGCAACGGCCGUGACACCCCAACGAGUGCAAUUGGAUUUUCGGUAUGCCAAGGUCGUACUUACCAAAUUGCCAUUUGGUCUCCCCAUUCCCUUUGGUCAAAAACGAAAAUUGGCACUGUACAUUCCCGUACCGGCGGCAUUUGUCACGACCUGUAUCGAGUUGGUACGAAAAGUGGCACGAUUUUUGCGCAUUCGAAGAAAAAAGAAACAACCCAACGAAGAAGAAGAAGAAGAACGAUCGGCACGGGGAUAUUUUGAUGUCCUGUUCCUAGACGAUCAACUACGAGUCCACAAGACCGGACAAGGCAAUCUAUUCGUACAGGCAAAGGAAGAAAACUGGGAUUUGGCAAAACCAUUGUUGAUUCGGUAAUUAUACAUACAGUAGCUACCAUCGUAACACCGCCCAUUUUGGGUGCAUCCGUGCGUACCGCACGUACUCCUUUCGAAAUAUCGUAAAUACUCCGCAGACGAGUGACAGUCCAUUCAGGGAACCACUUACUUACUAACUUUCACCAAGCUUUAUCAAAGGGCUCCGCAAACUUGGUGGGUGUACCGUGCCGUAUCCAACAGCUCCAUUGAAAUUUAGGUCAUCUAGCCAGCUAUUUCCUUUCCUUUACAGCCACAGUGCAUGCUCAAGCUAGCUAAUGUUGUGAGAGUCC
Molecule: messenger RNA, 1552 nt
Organism: Seminavis robusta
Lineage: Eukaryota; Bacillariophyta; Bacillariophyceae; Naviculales; Naviculaceae
Source: the annotation of a GenBank genome assembly